Messenger RNA from Leptinotarsa decemlineata (Colorado potato beetle), 2058 nucleotides. RefSeq names its product chitin deacetylase-like protein serp (gene serp). Gene Ontology annotation, cellular component: extracellular region. Lineage: Eukaryota; Metazoa; Arthropoda; Insecta; Coleoptera; Chrysomelidae. Gene Ontology annotation, molecular function: protein binding; chitin binding; hydrolase activity, acting on carbon-nitrogen (but not peptide) bonds. The record is from RefSeq and is a predicted model, not a curated record. Gene Ontology annotation, biological process: carbohydrate metabolic process.
ACACGGAUUGCGGGGGGUUCUUAAUGUUUGCCGAGUAUAAAAGCUGAAACCUGCGUUACGGACAGACUGUAAGAGUUCUCCUUCACAGUGUUGUGCUUUCAGUUGAUGAAAGUGCCAUGGCGUGCUAUACAGCAACGCUAAUUCUGGUUACCUUAUUUGUUUCGAACGGUUUUGCACAACAACAAGCUGAAGAAACUGCGCCAAAGAAAGAGGAGAGUUUCGAGGCUGAAUUGUGUAAAGACAAAGAUGCUGGGGAGUGGUUUCGACUGGUGACUGGUGAAGGUGACAAUUGCCGUGACGUCAUUCAAUGCACAUCUUCGGGUCUUCAAGCUAUUCGAUGUCCUGCUGGUCUAUACUUCGAUAUCGAGAAACAGACUUGUGACUGGAAGGACUCCGUGAAAAACUGCAAGUUGAAGAACAAAGAACGUAGAGUGAAGCCGAAUUUAUUCACCGAUAAACCGGUUUGUUCUGAAGGAGAACUGGCCUGUGGAGACUCACAGUGCAUAGAGAGAGGUCUGUUCUGCAACGGAGAGAAAGAUUGUGCGGAUGGAUCGGACGAAACCACUUGCGAUAUCGACAGCGACCCCAAUAGUGCCCCAUCAUGCGAUCCAUCAGUAUGUAGCCUCCCAGAUUGCUUCUGUUCCGAGGAUGGUACAUCAAUUCCAAACGACCUUCCAGCAAAAGAUGUCCCUCAAAUGAUAACCAUCACAUUCGAUGACGCAAUCAAUAAUAACAACAUAGGACUCUACAAAAAUAUCUUCAAUGGAGAACGCAAAAAUCCCAAUGGUUGCCAAAUAAAAGCUACGUUCUUUGUAUCCCACAAAUACACAAACUAUUCUGCUGUUCAGGAGAUGCACAGGAAGGGUCAUGAGAUCGCCGUACAUUCUAUCUCACACAAUGAUGACGAACAGUUUUGGUCGAACGCCAGUGUCAAUGAUUGGGUCAAAGAAAUGGGAGGUAGCAGAAUCAUCAUAGAGAAAUUCGCCAACAUCACUGAUAAUAGUGUUGUUGGGGUCCGUGCUCCUUACCUGCGAGUUGGAGGGAAUAAUCAGUUCACAAUGAUGGAGGAAGAGGCUUUCUUGUACGAUUCCACAAUCACUGCCCCAUUGAACAACCCACCACUAUGGCCUUACACUAUGUACUUCAGAAUGCCUCAUAGAUGUCACGGAAACCUCCAAAGCUGCCCCACCAGGUCUCAUGCUGUUUGGGAAAUGGUACUGAACGAGUUAGAUCGAAGGGAAGAUCCAGAGAACGACGAGUACUUGCCUGGGUGUGCCAUGGUGGAUUCUUGUUCGAAUAUCCUCACUGGAGAUCAGUUUUAUAACUUCUUGAAUCACAACUUCGACAGACAUUACAACGAGAAUAGAGCUCCUUUGGGACUGUACUUCCACGCCGCUUGGUUGAAGAAUAAUCCCGAGUUCCUGGAUGCUUUCCUGUACUGGGUGGAUGAGAUUUUAUCCAACCACAAUGACGUAUACUUCGUGACGAUGACGCAAGUAAUUCAGUGGAUCCAGAAUCCAAGAACUGUUUCAGAGGCCAAGAACUUUGAGCCAUGGAGGGAGAAGUGCGUUGUAGAGGGAAUUCCAGCAUGUUGGGUACCACACACAUGUAAACUGACAUCUUCAGAAGUACCCGGAGAAACGAUCAAUCUGCAAACGUGCGUUAGGUGUCCGAAUAACUACCCAUGGCUGAACGACCCGACCGGGGACGGACUCUACUAAUCCACCUUUAGUUCAAUUUAUUGAAUGGUUCUUGUAUGCAGGACUCCUGUAUUUCGGGUACUACAGUGAUCAUACGUUACACAAUUUUCGUAUUUAUUGAUAGCAUUUACCGAAUGCGUGAUCUUUCGUUAUAAAAACGAUUUUACUAGACUAGACUGCUGAAUUCUCGCUUGGAAAACAAAGUGACUGUCACCGUUAUGUAAUAUAAGCUCCUAUUUGCUGUUGUAAAUUUUUUAUGUUCCAUAGGCAAUGAUUGUAAAAGUAUUUUGAUUCGUAUUAAAACAUUGUUUCAUCGUUGUCCUUAACAAAUGAAUCCAAUAAAAAUAUUCGAAUCUUA